Molecule: messenger RNA, 852 nt
Organism: Ostertagia ostertagi
Lineage: Eukaryota; Metazoa; Nematoda; Chromadorea; Rhabditida; Trichostrongylidae
Source: the annotation of a GenBank genome assembly
AUGUUACCAGUUUUACUAUGGACGUUAUGGACGUCCUCAACACAGACGUGCGUCCAACCGCCGUCACCAUCACAUCCGAAUAUAGUUAUACUAAUGGUUGACGAUAUGGGUUGGGGCGACAUUGCCUCAUAUGGCCAUCCAACGCAAGAAUACACUGAAAUAGAUCGAAUGGCAAAUGAAGGUACACGAUUCACUCAGGCUUACUCGGCAGACAGCAUGUGUAGCCCUAGCAGAGCCGGGUUCAUGACUGGCCGAUUACCUAUUCGUCUCGGCGUCGUAGGUGGAAGAAGAGUUUUCAUGCCCUUCGAUAUUGGAGGAUUGCCAAAGCAUGAGACGACCAUGGCCGAAAUGCUUAAAGAAGCAGGCUACGCUACUGGGAUGAUCGGUAAAUGGCAUCUGGGUAUCAACCAGUUGAACAGUACCGACGGAGCCCAUUUGCCGUCACGGCGAGGUUUCGAUUUUGUCGGUCUCAAUCUGCCGUUCACCAACACUUGGAUGUGCGACACUACGCAGGUAGGUUGGGGCGACAUUGCCUCAUAUGGCCAUCCAACGCAAGAAUACACUGAAAUAGAUCGAAUGGCAAAUGAAGGCCGAUUACCUAUUCGUCUCGGCGUCGUAGGUGGAAGAAGAGUUUUCAUGCCCUUCGAUAUUGGAGGAUUGCCAAAGCAUGAGACGACCAUGGCCGAAAUGCUUAAAGAAGCAGGCUACGCUACUGGGAUGAUCGGUAAAUGGCAUCUGGGUAUCAACCAGUUGAACAGUACCGACGGAGCCACUUUGCCGUCACGGCGAGGGUUCGAUUUUGUCGGUCUCAAUCUGCCGUUCACCAACACUUGGGGAUGUGCGACACUACGC